UGCGUUUCACAAACCAAGAUGUUGCGCUUGGGUCUCCGUGCGCACUGUGGCCCCAAUGGCAAAUGAGCAAGCCCUGGUGCUGGCGCUGGGGUGUUCAGGAUUUUGUGUCGUCAUUUGUGCUGGAAUUUGCUGCUGUCAUGAUUUCUCUCGCAGAAGCCGCUUGAGGGAACUAGCCCAUGCUGGACCUGCAUUGGAGGUGGAAGCGACAGAGCCCAAAUUGAACAGGAUCCUGCUGACAGGAUACCAGGCCCCCAUCCGACGGCUUGACCCUUUUGCAUCCCGCAAGGCCCAGGGAAACAAUGUGCAACCAAACUAUGCCAAAGUCACGUCAGCUGCGGAUGACGACCUUGACCAUUUGGCCCGUGCAUACGGUUCACUGGCUGCGGAGAUAGACCCUGAAGAUCGGCUGAAACUGCUCUCUGCCCGUGGUUCGCGCAGAGGCUCGAGAAGCUCGAAGGAUUCUGAGGCUACGCUGCGGAAGGCUGCACGGAGUUUGGAGACAGAGUCCGGGCAAGCGCCGUCCAGGUCCCAAAACGUCGAAGUGGACCCGGCUUCACUCAGAGAUGGGAAGGCAAAAGAUCCAACAGCAAACAGAACAACGCAUGAUGUUCCUCCCCAGAUUCUAGGGAGGCAAGUGCCAACAACUGGGGUUGAGGCACCCAGAGAACGAGAGACGCGACCUCGCGCCCAGAGAGAGACGACUUCCGAUGCGUUGAUGAAGCACAUUGAGCUGCCACCUCCAGCCUCAGCUGCCCCAGCUGCCGCUGUUGUCCCAGAUGAUGUGAGUCAAGACACUGAGACGGAAAGUGAGACAGAUGCAUCUGACACUCCGAGAGAGAAGGAUGCGAAGGAAGAGAGGACGUGCGGUCGAGAUGCCAAGUUCGAUGCCUUGGACGCUGAAUUAGCCGAACAUUUGGAGCAAGAUCAACAGCUCGACCCUAGUUCUUUGAAGAGGACACUCCACGCUUCCGUGAAGGGAUUGCCAAAGAGCAAGACCAAAAGUUCUGGCAAAGACCGGAAAAAACUGCACAGUGCAAAGCCAAGCAACUCCGCGACCGUGGUGUCCAGGGUGUAGCACUGCUGCUUUGCGUAGGAUUUCAUCCAAAAGUCGAAGAUUCUGUCAGUCGUGACGAAAAAAACAUGUGGCACUUCAAAAUCUAAUGUUAAUGUUGGCUUCAUUAUGUUUUGAUU
Messenger RNA from Durusdinium trenchii, 1191 nucleotides. The record is from the annotation of a GenBank genome assembly. NCBI's taxonomy places the organism in Eukaryota, Dinophyceae, Suessiales, Symbiodiniaceae.